CGUCUGAGGGCAUCAGAGAAUGAAGACUUUGAUCUGAGGCUGGUGGACUCAGAUCAACAAAGUGAAACAUCCCAGGCUUUAUUCGGAGUCAUGGAGAGGACCCUGAGUGCCCUCAUUGCCUGCCCUCCUGCCCCCACUACUGCCUACUGUCUCUAACCAGUGUCACCAUGCCUCGGGGGCAGAAGAGCAAGCUUCGUGCCCGUGAGAAACGCCGUCAGGCCCGGAGUGAGGCUCAGGGUGUCCGGGAUGCUCAGGCCACUACAGCAGCUGAAGAACAGCCCCCUUCUCCCCCCCUUCCUCUUUUUGGUGGUAAUGCCCAGAGCUCCUCAGCUGCUGGGUCAGAUAGAAAAUCCCAGAGGUCCUGUAGAGCCCCAUCCACUACCACUACUUCUGCAGGGGUUUCACACACAAGAUCUGAUGAAGGUGCCAAGAGCCAAGAUGAGGAAAGACCAAGCACCUCUCAGGCACAGCCCAGCACUGAUCAUUACCGCAGAACCCCUCUAGAUGACAAGGCAAUUCUAUUGGUGCAAUUCCUGCUGCGCAAGUAUAACAUGAGGGAGCCCAUAACAAAGGAAGACAUGAUGAAGUAUGUCAUCAAAAAGCACAAGGAGCACUUCCAUGAGAUCCUGAGGAAAGCCUCUGAGCUAAUGGUGCUGGCCUUUGGCAUUGAUCUGAAGGAAGUCGACCCUACCAGGCACUGCUAUGCCCUUGUCAGCAAAUUUCAGCGCACCUCUGAUGACAUGCUGAGAGGUGAAGAAAUCAUGCCCAAGACAGGCCUCUUGAUGACUAUCCUCUGUGUGAUAUUCAUGAAGGGCAACCGUGCCACUGAAGAGGAUAUCUGGGAAGUACUUAAUGUGAUGGGGAUAUAUGCUGAAAGGAAGCACUUCAUCUAUGGGGAUCCCAAGAAGCUCAUCACCCAAGAUUUGGUGCAGGAAAGGUACUUGCAGUACCAGCAGGUGGCCAACAGUGAUCCUCCACGCUAUGAGUUCCUGUGGGGUCCGAGAGCCCACGCUGAGACCAGCAAGAUGAAAGUCCUUCAGUUCUUGGCCAAGAUCCACAAUACGGUCCCCAGUGCCUUCCCAUCCUGGUAUGAAGAGGCUUUGCAAGAUGAGGAAGAGCGAGCCCGAGCCAGAUUUGCAGCUCUGCUUCGUACUGGUGCCCUGGCCAACGUGCACGCCAGGGCCAAUUUUGGCAGCUUCUCCCACCUGUAGUGAAACCUGAAGCACUUUCCUCACUUUGUGUUUGAAAUAGUGUGAGGCCUUAGGUGGUGCUAGAGGGAACAUAGUGCAUAUCAUAUGUUCUACAUGAAUAACUUAUAAAUUUAUCUUUUGUUGUUCAAAGUUUUCAAAUGUUUCUUUUUAAAAAAGUUUAAUUAGCUUCACAAUGUAAGUGUAUGAAUAUCAGUUACAUAUUUAAUGCUAUUUAUGAGAUUUAAGAGUAAGAGUUGUGCUAUUUUAUCAAACAAACUGGGUAACUUUCCAUCUUAUUUGGUGCUCUGGAACAAGAAAACAUAGCAUUGGAAUAGCUAUUUCCUUAGAAAUGUGAAAGAAGUUAGCAACAAAAUGCUGGGAUCAAAAAAUAGAGAAAAAAAGUAAAAGAUAGUCAAUUUUUGGUUUUUCCUUAUUCCUUGUCUUCUGCUGUUCUGUAAAAUAAAAGUUAUA
Messenger RNA from Zalophus californianus (California sea lion), 1661 nucleotides. Its product is annotated as melanoma-associated antigen B10-like. Gene Ontology annotation, biological process: negative regulation of transcription by RNA polymerase II. Gene Ontology annotation, cellular component: nucleus. Lineage: Eukaryota; Metazoa; Chordata; Mammalia; Carnivora; Otariidae. Bases 168 to 1211 code for a protein of 347 amino acids. The transcript has 2 exons. The record is from RefSeq and is a predicted model, not a curated record.